Molecule: messenger RNA, 7244 nt
Organism: Melopsittacus undulatus (budgerigar)
Lineage: Eukaryota; Metazoa; Chordata; Aves; Psittaciformes; Psittaculidae
Gene: PER3
Product: period circadian regulator 3
Exons: 21
Coding region: 125-3517 (1130 amino acids)
Biological process (GO): entrainment of circadian clock by photoperiod; negative regulation of transcription by RNA polymerase II; circadian regulation of gene expression
Cellular component (GO): cytoplasm; nucleus
Molecular function (GO): transcription cis-regulatory region binding; transcription corepressor binding
Source: RefSeq, a predicted model, not a curated record
UGGGCCAGACGCCAAAGAAGCGGAUUUGUGCGGCCGGGAGGCCAGUGACUGCUCAGCUGGAAGUGUCGGGAGCCACGGCAAGGUUAACAGUGAGCAGCUGAAUUGGAGCCAGUCUCACAGAGAUAUGGUGAUGAUGAUCCAAGAAAUGAAGAGGUGUUUGCCUGAAGACAAAAGGAGUUCCAGCAAGCCCAGUACAAUCAGUGCUCUCAACUAUGCCUUGCGGUGUGUCCAGCAGGUCCAGGCAAACAAUGACUUUUUCCAGGCCCUGAGUGACCGAAGAGUGUUUCAGACAGAUGUGAUGACAUACAGCAUAGAAGAGUUGGUGGCUGUUGCAUCUGAACACACGCCCAAAAACACUGACACGUUUGUGGCUGUAUUUUCCUUGCUUUCUGGACGCAUGGUGCAUAUUUCUGAGCAGGCUGCAUCUAUUCUAAACUGUAAGAAGAAAGUGUUGGAUUCCUCCCGGUUUGUAGAGCUGCUUGUCCCUCAGGAUGUGAGUGUGUUCUACACACACACAGAUCAGUCCCAUCUGCCUCUUUGGAACAUGGAAAGUCAAACAGCUUCUCUGUAUGAAUAUGCCCAGGUGAAGUCGUUUUUCUGCAGGAUCAGGAGUGGUAAAGAUCAAGAAACACGUUAUUACCCCUUCCGAAUCACACCAUACUUAGUCCAUGUGUGUACUUCUGUCCACGUGGAUACAGAAUCCUGCUGCUUAGCUUUGGCUGAGAAAAUCCACUCUGGAUAUGAAGCUCCUCGAAUCCCUAUGGAUAAAAGAAUCUUCACCACCACUCACACCCCUGGAUGUGUUUUUCUUGACAUAGAUGACAGAGCAGUGCCUUUAUUGGGUUACUUACCUCAAGAUUUGAUUGGAACAUCCAUUCUGAUGUAUUUGCACCCAGAAGAUCGCCCUUUGAUGAUUGCUAUUCACCGGAAGAUCCUGAAGUUCGCUGGUCAACCCCCUUUUGAACAUUUACCUAUUAGAUUUUGUACUCAAAAUGGGGAUUAUGUCAUACUGGAUACCAGCUGGUCCAGUUUUGUGAAUCCUUGGAGCAGGAAAGUAGUGUUCAUCAUUGGCCGACACAAAGUCCGAACAAGCCCUCUGAAUGAAGAUGUUUUUGCUGCAAGAAGUAAAGAAACGAGCCAUGUUGAGAAAGAGAUAAGAGAAUUGCAAGGACAAAUUUACAAGCUGCUUCUGCAGCCAGUUCACAGCAAUGUUUCCAGUGGUUAUGGAAGUCGUGGAAGCAAUGGCUCUUACGAGCACUAUAUGAGCAUAGCAUCUUCAAGUGACUCAAAUGGGAAUUGUGCAGAGGAUAUACAGGAACCAAUGACAUUGCAGCAGAUUUGUGCAGAUGUCAACCGAAUCAAGAACCUGGGCCAGCAGUUGUACAUUGCAUCAAGGAGCAAACCACAGAACGGAAACGAACAGGCUGUGAGCUCAGGAAUACUAGGAGGGAAGAGGCACACUGCUGCCUGUUCUCUUCAGACAGCGAGAAGUGAUAGCACAGAAGAACCAGGCAAUGUCUUUUAUGACGAUUCAAAGAACACUCCACGUGUGCCUUCCUAUCAACAGAUCAAUUGUGUUGAUAGCAUCAUCAGAUAUCUAGAGAGCUGCAGUAUUCCAGCAUUCAAAAGGAAAUGUAAAUCUUCUGCAAAUACAUCAUCGGCAUCUUCAGAAGAUGACAAGCAAGUCCAGCAAAGUCAGCAGGAAGCUGAGGCGCUGGAAGAUACUGCAAUACUUUCAACAGUUAAUCCCCAAACUCCAGUGUCUGCUGAUCAGGAAGAGACACUGAAAGACAAGACAGCUGCAGGCAUGGUUGGAGCUCCUCUGACAGACCUGACCCUGUCCAAGAAGGCUCCAAGUGUGGUGUCUGUCACCAGCCAGUGCAGUUACAGCAGCACUAUAGUGCAUGUCCCACACCCUGAAUCAGAAGUGACUACAAUGGAGGAUACUACUGUUGGAAGUGAACAAAUUGAGCUGCCUCCUGUGCAUGCUCAGAAUCUCACUACAGUGCCAGAGGACUUAAAACCAGUUGGGCUAACAAAAGAGACGUUGUCAGCCCACACUCAAAAGGAAGAGCAGAACUACGUUGACAAGUUCCGUCAGAGGAUCUUGCUUUCUCCAUUUAGGACUUACCUUCAACAGGGGAGCAGAAAUAACAAGGGACAUUCCUGUGGCCAAGGAGAUUCCACUUCAAAGCAGAUGAGCCCAUCUACCUGUAAAAAAGGCAAACAUGGAAAAUUCAAGCGCCAGAAACCUCAGAGAAAAUCCUCAGAUAACCACUCUGCCAGUAAAAAUAGAAACAGUCUUCCGUGUGUGAAGAGAACGGUUCAGAAACAGUCCUUCUCUCCCUCAGAAGGGUCCUGUUUGAGCUCCUCCAGUAUGAAUGUCCUUCCUCCUAUGGGAUUUUCUGUCUACUCGGAUCCACUGUCAAGUUUUCCAGCCUCUUCUGGAGAGGAGCUUGCCAUUCACUCAUUAAAACCUGAGCCCAUGUCAUCAUCACAGCUAUGUUGUGAAGCUCAGUCAUGUCCAGCAAUUUAUCCCCCAAACAUAGGCACGUUUAUGGCUGUAUUUCUUCAGAGUUUCCCUAUGUAUGCUCAGAUGCCUCAGUAUGUCUUUCUUCCUAGCCCUCAGUACGUUUAUCUCCCCUUUUCCUAUCCAUGCACUGUACUACCUCCAGCCCCAUCUCCUCCUGCUCCAUCACCAGUAGCACCACACGCUGUGGAUCAGCCCUUUCCAGUCUCUUCUGCCACAUCCAUGGAGGACCGGCAAGAGGGACAGUGUGACCAGGCCCUACUGCUGAGUAGCUCACGGAGCAGCUCCCCUCUCCAGUUGAACUUGCUUCAAGAAGAACUGCCAAAACCUAUGGAGCUUUCCACUAGUACUGAUGUUAAAGCACGUACAGAAGCUAAAUGUGACAAUGAUCCAGAAGACAGUGUUAGCAGUGCUAACCAUUGUGCUUCUAGUGAAUUUACUGACCACUCGCAGUAUGAGGGCUCCCCCUCAGGUGCAGGCUCAGCAGCAUCAGGCAGUGGAUCAGCUUUGUCUGGUUCUUCAGGCUGUAGCUCCAAUGAGACUUCUGGUUCUGGCACAGGUAGUGGGAAGAGCACCAAGUAUUUUCCCAGCAAUGACUCUUCUGAAGCUUCCAAAGAAAAGAAUCAGGAAGCAGAAGAAAAAGGGACAGCUCAUAAAUCCAGCCAUGAGUCAGCCUGGAUGAUGAUGGAUCACACACCUGAGCAAGUUCUAAUGACUUACCAAAUGCCAAACAGAAUUACAGAGGAAGUUUUAAAGGAGGAUCUGGAGAAGCUGGCAGUAAUGCAGAAGCAGCAGCCAUGGUUUUCAGAUGGGCAAAAGAAGGAGCUUGCAGAGGUACACACAUGGAUCAGGACCCAGACUCUCCCACUGGAAAUCAGCACCCAAGGCUGUGUUACAUGUGACAUCAGCGAUGCCAGUUGUGAGGCUGCAAUGGCUGCUGACAGUAUGGAAAACAAGGGAAAAUUGCCUCCGCACCUGCAACACUGAAGUCACCAGCACUUGUGUCAGUAAAAUCACUUGGUGUAAUUCCCAUCCUCUUUUCCUCUGUCUUCGCUACAUCCUAGUGGUGAAUCUCUCUGGCUAUCUCUUCCCAACAUGAACAAUCACAUACGUGAAACUAAAUCUUCUUCCAUUACCCCAACGCUCCUGGUGUGACUUUGAAGACAAUCUUUCACUGUGAGGCUGUUUCUCUUCCUGACCUCACAGACUUGAUGCAAAGUGGAUUAUGUUUCUAACUUUUGAUUGCUCAGUGAUGAGCAAAAUACAAAGGACUUCUGGGAUUUGUUUGUAUAUUUGAACUUGGCAAAUAAGAGUCUGAAAAGAUGCAGUAGCUAAGAUCUACAGUGAUGAACCUAACAGACUGGAACAUGUAGGCUAGAUGUGUUGAAACCAGCAUUGAAACCAAGCUCUUAAUUUUCAUUUGUUCAACAUUUAGAGAUCUAAACUGAAGAUACUGAUGCUCUGGGGCUCUAAAAUCACUGUAGCUGAUUCAAGAAUCCAAAAAGCUUUUUGAUGAGCAGCUGAAAACUGGCUGAGUUAUUCUGCAUCAAAAUGCCUUUCACCAGCUUGUGCCCAUCAAAAACUGAAGUGAAAAGAAGCAAAGCUAUUCCCUAUGUUUUUCAUUAUGAGUGUUUUGGAACCAAGUUGGUUUAUAGCUUUUGCUUUUAAAGAUGUGUUUCUCAAGAUGGGUUUUUUAAAUAGAUUGAGGGUAACUGGUUUGCAACUCCACUACAGAUGAGAUUAUAAGUAGCAAUCAAAACAAAGAAAAGUAAUAAUUCAGGAGUUAUUUCCUUGUACAGGAUCUGCUUUUCAAUAAAGAAACAUGGAAAACCUUUUCUAUGAAGGCAUUAUAGCCUAGCUACCAGUUCAAGUAGCUACAGGCAAUCUUUUCUGUUGCUAGUGCUCUAGGCAGCAGAUUUGUAUCUUAGUUUUUUUGUUGCUGAUUUAGAGUAGCUGGAUGAGCUAAUCCAGACCUAAUGAAUAGGAAAUUUUAAGCCAUUUCCCUGUUUUGAUUUUGUCAUGGUGAUGCCAAAAAAAAACCCCAAAAGAUAAAAGAGAUUGAGCUUUAUUUCCUCUGCUUUUUUAAAAAGUCACACGUUGUGGAGCCAAACUUGAAAAUCAGACCACAGAUUUCUUAUCACUGUUGACUUCCUGUACAAGUUUUAACCUCUUUAUAAUGGUGGCUCUGGCUGUAGAAAUCCAUGGACAAAAAUGUAGUUUGUGCAUGGUGUGAGUUUGUGGCUCAGGAAGUGGUAAUCACUUUCUCUUUCAGUAUGUAAAAGGACUUUUUCCCAUGUUAAUACUUCUAGCUUCAAGCUGAAUGUCUCAAAGUGCUCUUCAAGCAAGACACGCUUCAUAAACCUAGCAGAUUUUGUCUGACUUCCCCCUUGUUUAUCAAAGCUGGAUGUAAUCAGAUUUUCUUUGUGGAGUUCAUCACCUCAGCCUUCUCAACAAACGCUGUUGGAAUGUAACACACGAUUCAUCCUUUUGUGCUGUGUAACUCUUCUUUUUCUGCUAUGUGAAGGGUCUUCACAUUUUGUUUCAUUUACUGGUGAGCUUCAAGUGGUUUGACUGAGUUAAAAAUACUGUGAUCUGCAGAGCUUUGAAGGAAAACUAUAUUUAUCUAAAGAGGUUUGUUCUUAGAAUCAAUUCAAGGACAACCUUUGUCGUUAAAACCUAUUUCAAAGAAAGGUAUUUUUACAGAAUUUCAAGUCGAAUUUGACCCAGGCAGCAUUCUUUGGCUUUAUUUUCUAAGUGUGCUGUUUAUGCCUGUUGCUUUCUAUUUAUUCUCAAGCUGCAUUUCAUUGUCUUUCAGUUUUUCAGCUUGAACUUGUCUUCUCUUGUGUUGUAAAUCAGCAGAGGUCCACACAUGGUCAGUAGUUUUUGUGCUCAAACUUCAAACAGCUCUUAAAAUAAGAGACUUUGAUGGAUAUAUACAUAUAGCAAAUCAUGUACUCAAGCAGGAAGAUGUGGGCAAUACCUUAUACCUUUCCUAGUCUUUUUCCAGCACUUUCCAAAUAGAGUAUUCUGCUUUAUAACCACACUGUCCAAAGUAUUUGCUCUAAAACAUGUAAUAAGAUGCUUUGUCUUACAAGUUCUUUUCUUAAUUGGGAAGUUUCUGCACUAGAAUCCAUUCUAGUUAGAUGUGCUUACGUUGAGUGCUUUAAUGUGUUUUGAGACUUGGUGAAAUAGAUUAAUGUGAAUGCUCCAGAUAAGGAUGGCUGUCUCCAUCAAAAUAAGUAGAAAGUGGAAGCCAGAAGGGAAGUGUAGAAAAGCAAUUCUUGCUGUAUGUAUGUAUUUCCUGAGUAUGAAAAUGAGAUGGUUUGCAAUGUGUUAGCAGGCACGCAUGUCAUCCACAUUACAAACAGUGGGGCUUAGUUUAGGGAAAUAGUAAUAUGCACCUAACAGCUGAAAGAUGCUUUUCAUCCAUAGGUCUGGAAACAUGUUGGUUGUGUAAAAGAGACAGAGAGACAAAAGGCUUGCACAAUAUGUACGCCUGGUUCAAACCAAAUCCAGGAGUAUAACUUGUGGAGCUUCACUCACUGUAUCCUGUGCUGUCUUUGCUACAAGUGGUCAAGUUUCUGAACUUUAUAUAAAAACUUGAUCAUAUUAUAUGUGUUUCUUGUUUGGAGAUGUUAAGCCUGUUUGUACCACUUGCUCCUGUAAAUUUGUGCCCAGAAAGAUCACACAGCAACAGAAAUCCUAGACAUCCUAGUUUUUGUAGUUCUGUGAAUGUCAUACCCUCUGACCAUACAGUAAUGAAGGUGCAUGUGCCUAGGAGCUUGAAUUCGAAGUUUUUAAUCCUGACUAAAUCUUAGGUGCAAGUCCUUGUCUGGGGCUAUGUUAGUCCUGGGUUGUAGAAUAAAUAUGGUGUGGGAGAAGAACAUAAGAAUGAAGAUGUGAAUCAGUGCCCUGUGUGACGAUGAAACUAAAUAUUUGCCCAAAAAUCAAGUGGUGUUCGUUGCAAAACCAGAUUUAGGACAAGAAACAGUUUCUCAAGCUACUCUUUACCCCAGUAGAACCAUAACAUCUUGCAGUCAAAUGCCUUAUUAAGUGUUUGGGAAGGACCUAAUUUCCAUAAGGUUUCAGGAACUGGUAGUUUCUAUGUUGGUUUAUAUUACUUUUUCUGUCUCUCUAGUUUGCUGGAGCAGUCAAAGUGAGAUCCAGUUCUGUUCUGAAAGAUCAGUGGAGUAAAUACUACAGCCAGAUUUGCACAUGCUAUUUUGCUUAUGUGACUUUGUCUUACCUGGCAUAAUUUAAGCAUUGCAGAGAGGUUAGAACUGUUGGGAAGGUCACUUUGGUGACCAAAGGGAAAACAUGCAAGUGCAGUAAUGAUGCAGUUAAUACCCCCUGUGGGGGCAGCAGCAGUUUAGAAGCCCUCGGUGGAUUUCUCUGGCUAUUUCUUUUUUGUUGUAUUCAUAAAAUACAGAAUUCUGUUUUUAAAAGAGGAGUUGAUGUGCAAAUAUUUUCAUGGCAUUGUGAGGAACAGGAGGGACCCGAAUGUGUUUUUCCAGUGCGAUGAGUAUUUGCUGACUGAGUCACGGGUUGGUAAGUUUAUCUUCCAGCUGAAUCAAGUUUUAAAUCACAAUCAAAUGACUUUUUACAUCAGGAAUAUUUUAUUGAUACACUACUCAGCUGGGGUUGAAUUUCCAGGUGUGAUUUUUCGCUGUAGACUUCAAAGGAGCUUCUGAUUUUAUAAAUAAAACUGAAAAUA